CGCAUCCAGCGUCUCACACUGAUGAAGUGCGCCUCCUGACCCAUACAGCCCAAACCUCUGCGUCCUUCCGCAAAAGCGCCGCACCGGACGCGAUGCAUGCAAACACCUGGUUAGAUUUUACGGAGGCGGUCUGUUCUCCGUGUUCCUUUUACGCUCCGUCUUAUCGUUCCUUUUGGUAGGAACGCGAUGUCCUGGAUGCAUUUUCUCCAGUGACGAUGAAGUGAAGGGAAGCGCAGUUCGCUGAAACCAUGUGAAGAGAGGACAUGUCUCUUGUUGGGAGCACCAGAGGCAAAACGCGAGUCCAAUAGAGGAACCUUGUUUGCGCUUUACUGGAGAAAAAGAUCCUUCCAUGAGGAAACAAAGAGAGAAGAGAUGGUAGAGAAUGGCUGCACCUGACCUCCUUGACCCAAAGGCUGCUGCCCAUAACUCCAAGCCUCGCCUGUCAUUCUCAGCUAAACCGGUGGUACUGAACACCCCAGAGGACGAGUGCGACACUCGGACUACAGUCAUGAGGUGGAAGACUGUAUCGGCCAUCUUCUUCCUGGUGGUGUUGUACCUCAUCAUCGGGGCAACAGUGUUCAGAGCACUGGAACAGCCUCAUGAGAGCUCCCAGAAACUGGCCAUUCUCGCACAAAAGCUGGACUUCUUGGCCACGCACGCCUGUGUAAACUCCUCUGAGCUGGAAGAGCUGGUCAGGCAAGUGGUCAUAGCAAUCCGAGAAGGUGUAAACCCAUCAGGAAAUUCAUCCAAUCAGACGAGCCUCUGGGAUAUGAGUUCCUCCUUUUUCUUUGCUGGGACUGUUAUCACCACCAUCGGAUUUGGGAACAUCUCUCCUCACACAGAAGGCGGGCGGAUCUUCUGCAUAAUCUAUGCCCUGCUGGGGAUUCCCCUGUUUGGAUUCUUGCUGGCGGGUGUCGGGGACCAGUUGGGAACUAUUUUUGGGAAGGGCAUCGCCAAAGUGGAGAAGAUGAUUGUGAAGUGGAAAGUGAGCCAGACAAAGAUUCGUGUCAUCUCCACACUGCUCUUCAUCCUGUUCGGGUGCCUCAUCUUCGUGGCCCUGCCAGCCGUCAUCUUCAAGCACAUCGAAGAGUGGAGCACUCUCGAGUCCAUCUACUUUGUCGUCAUCACGCUCACCACCAUCGGCUUUGGAGACUUUGUCGCUGGAGAAAAAGGUGGGUUUGAGAAACCAGAGUACCUUGAUUACUACAAACCCGUGGUGCUCUUCUGGAUUUUGGUGGGCUUGGCGUACUUUGCCGCGGUACUCAGUAUGAUCGGAGACUGGUUUCGGGUCAUCUCCAAGAAAACUAAAGAAGAGGUUGGGGAGUUUCGCGCACACGCAGCUGAGUGGACAGCAAAUGUGUCAGCAGAGUUCAAAGAGACCCGCAGGCGGCUCAGUGUUGACAUUUAUGACAAGUUUCAGCGUGCUGCAUCCAUCAAGCGCAAGCUGUCAUCUGAGCUGGGUAUUAAUGCGUCCAUCAACCAGGAAAUGACCCCUGGCAAGAGGACGCUGUCAGCCAACCUUUGUGAGGACAGAGAGGGUUAUCCCACAGUGAAUCUCUCCCUCAGUCCUGUCCCGGGGGCCCUGGCUAGGAACGGCAGCCUUUAUCUAAACGGCCUCAGUCCAGAAUACGCUGACCGACAGGAGAUCGCCAUCAUCGAAAACCUCAAAUGAGGAGCAGCACGUAUAAUAAGAUUUAGGAAACUGUAAAAUACAUCUGGUCAAGGACAGAGGUUACAAUACAAACAUGCUUUUAUGCUAAUUCACUGAGCGUCACUGAUGAGAUAAACACAUUCAUCAUUCAUUAAGUUGACUCUGUUCCAAUUAUCCUGCAAAUCAAUCAUGAAGCUGUGUACCUCCAUGUGUGUGAGCCUCACACACAAAAACUCACAGGUUGGAUUUAGUCUGUGAGAGAAGUUUGAAGUCUUUGUUCCCAUCAACGUGACUGACUGACUGCUGCACUAGUGACUGAGCCAAAUCAAAAAAAAAAAAAAGCUCCAGACUGGAGCAGAUGAUUGUAUCACAGGCAUGAGCUUUAAAAAAAAAAAAAGAAAAGAAAAAAAAAGAAAAAAGCAGCCUCUCAUGAGCAGAAAGGAAACGUAAGCCCCGUACUGAGGUAGCAACACACUGGACAUCCUGUCCUCCUACCCCCUGCAAUCGAAGAAAUCAAUAAAGUCAUCAAACUUCUGAAGCAAUAGAUGCAUGUACCUGUACAAAGCUCCUAUUGAAUUUCCAGAGGCCCUGAAUCUGCAUCAGAUCAACAGGAUCCUCACUGAUAAAACGUCAUCACAGUGAACAUGUUCUCUACAAGGCAGCAGCCCUAUGCUAACACAAAUGAAUGUCCCUUUUUUCUUUUGCAUUACGCUUCUUACAGUAUGAAUUUAUAUGCCUUCCAUCUGCUCUCUGCUAUAGAGAUGAAUGUUGACAUAUUAGUUCCUUCAUGACUGACGUUCAACUUUUCAUUCUGAGGAAUAUUUCACUCGUGCCUUACUAAAAAACAGACUGAACCUUUUGAGGACGAUGAAGCAUGACAGGACUGAGUAGUGAUUGUCUGACCUCUUGUACUUAUGUUUGAGCACAACAGUAAUAAAGACUUAUUUAGGAUGUGUCUUGGAAAAUAAGCGGACACUCUUCUUUAACUUGAGGAAUCUAGAGUUUGCAUGACAAAGGCGGAGAGAGCAUUUGGAGAUUUGUUUGAUUACUUGAGGUAAUAAGUGACCUCUUUAUCAACUGUCUUUGUUUUUUUCUUUUAAUGCUCAUCUUAAUGUGCCGACAGUUACAUUACCCACAGUGCCAGGCUUUCUGAUCAAAUCUCACUCCAGUAUACCAAAGUUAUGAUCCUGCUUUCCUGACAGAAUGAGAUAUUUCUUGCAGGGUUUUGAAAACUGAAUUUAAAUUAACUCCUGGCAUAUGAGGUACUGUAGUAGUGAAAUAUCUGGGGCUCUGAGGCAUAUCUCCACCAUACCACUCUUCAUGAUUGAGUAGGUUGGGAAAUAUUUCCUCUGUUCAUAAAGAUAAGGCCUGUUAUGUCUUGCUGUUACUGAAUGUAUACUAUCAGAAACCCUUAUUUACUGUGUCACAUUAGUGACUGGAUUAUUGAGGCUUUAGAGGUAUUAUGAAAUAAUUAAAAGAAAUGCCUCUCUUUAAAAUUUACACUAAUGGCAGGAAUGUCAUUCGGGCAUAGUUUAUUAUCACAUAUAUUUAUAAUCACUCUGAAUUUGAAUCUGUAUCUUAUAUUAAAUGAUUAAAAUAUUAAAGUUAUUCCAUUUUUGGAGGGAUAUUUUCAGUUUUAGUGUCUCCUAGUGACUUUAGUGCAUCUUGCCCGUCUGAUUUAGUUCAGUGCAUUUAAACAGCAAGAUAUGCUGGUAAUGUUCCAUUCAUUUAAUAGUGCCAAUUACAGUUCUACAGUUUGUCUUAAAAGAUGAUUUGUCAUGCUAUAUGAACCUACCCUCAUUCUGAUGGCAUUAAAUACUGCUAAUUUGUCAAAGCUGCUGGCAUCUUAGAGGUACACAAGGUGUCCUUUUGUCUUGACACACCAGUUGUGGCAGUAGUGAGACCGGUCACCACUGAUGGGCUCUUGAACUGGACCCCCUUCAGUUCAAGCACACCGAGUACCCUUAAAUGGCAUUUAACACGCGGGGUUAAUGUAAAUGAGCAUAUUUUAACAUAAACCACAAUAUUUUUUUAAUAAAAUAUAAAAUUAGUUUUGGUGGAUAGACAAAGAUUGAAUCCAAAGCCAAACUAAGAGCACAAAGCCCCCCAAAUGGGACACAAAUGCAGUCUCAUGGUUGAUGGGCUUGUGAUUUAUGAUGCCUCCUCCUGCAUCCUUAUACGGGCUUUGUUGUUCUUUGAGACAUUACAGUUUGGGUUCAUCUAAUAUUACCAUCGCUGCUGUGUCAAGGCACAGACACACUGACUAAUAUCAGGGAAACAGUCUUUAAAAUUGCAUCCUUUAACUUAACAGCAGAAGCCAUUAUGAAAACCCAGCAUAUUGUUUACUUUUACAGAACAGCAAAUUAAGAAAAACAGCUUGCACCAAAUAAGGUCUUACAUAAAGAUUAGUUGCCAAAUAUUGAUGCCCGGGAACUGCCAGUUGUAACUUUUAACUAUCUUAACUCCAGAUUAUAUUAGCUUGAUAUUUCAUUACUCAUUUGGAGUAAUUGUGAGGAUUGUGAUAUGGUCAGCAAAAGUGACCUUUUAACCUGACCUUGGGAUUAUGCCAGUUACAGUACAGUUUGUCUAAGUAACAAUGUAACACAAUUUCCAUUUCAUUAAAACUAAAUAAAACAAUAAUAAUGCAGAAACAUGUUUCUUAUGUGUAUAUACAUUCAUCAAAUUUGAACAGCACUUUUACAAAAGAUUGUGAAUCAUCAAUUAUUAAUGUUUAUCACCCAACCUCCUAAAGGUGUAAGACAUUAUAUGGGUUUUUGUUUUUCUGAGGUCUUUACAAGCUAACAUAUUACUUCAGUUUUAAUGGUACUCCCCAUGUGUGAAUCGAGCUAGCAGUCAGUGGGCACAACAUAAUCUGUGACAUGUUUUCUUGAAAUAUUGUAAGAGGGCUGAAUUGUGCAGAGCCUGGCUGUGUGGAAUAUAAAGACAUGACCUAUUAUGUAUAAGUCAAAGGGGCAUCACCGGUCAAAAUAAGGAGGAAGUUUUCAAAAAUAAAUACUGUUCUCUUAUGUUCUAAAAAGCAAUCAAUACCAUAUAAACACUUGUACCAUGUGUUGAUUUGCAGCACACUGGGAGAAAGACUGCUAGUACAUUGCUGAGUAGUCUGAGGAAAGCCAUCCCAGCUUUAGUGUAGCUUUGCAAAGCAAAGGCCCCUAAAAGACACUGUAUCACUGCUUCCCCAGUCAGCCAUGUGAUUAACAGCCUGUGAGUGCUGCAGAAAGUCAAGGAGGACUGUCAAUGAAGUGUUAUAUAAUAUGCCAGGACAUGUAAGACCACAUGCACAAGGUAGUGUGUUAUGACCAUUAACGACUGCACGACUGAGCGUGUGUGUUCGGGUUUGAGGAAGCUCAUUACGUUUCUGCCCACACACACACACAUUAUGUUUCCUCCUCUUUUCCCGAGGUGACAGUUUUUAAUUAGACUGUGGCUCACAUCAGAAUCCCAAUUCAAGCAUAUCUCCAUGUAUCCACCCAUUGAUGACAGCUGAGAGGAGCCUCAUGGAGUAAGCACAUUCCUCAUUUAAUGGUGUGAUAAAUAUUUGCAGAUGUUCUAAUAGCUCAUAUGGGUAUGCUGUGGAAGGCUUUUUAAAGUUCUGGCCCUCAUUAAUUCAAAUUCAGUAUGCCAUAAACCAGAAUUAUGUAUCAAUCAUAGAAUGAUAUAAACUAAUAAAUAUAUAUCAACUUGGGUUUGGAAGAUGUAUGAGCAUUUUACCAUUUAUGAUGGAAGGACAACAUUCAUUAUUUUCACUGUAAUUUUUUAAUUUUUCUAUUAGUUGAAUAUAUGUGAAGGCUUCAUGAACACAGAUGGGGUUUUUUUUUAAACAACAUGACUUCAUCCAGUGUUGCAUGCUACUUUAAAUGUUACUUCCAGUGUUAACUGAUCAUGUGUGUUUACUAUCCUCUGGGCUUUGCUUUGAUUUUAAGAACAGUAUAGCAC
Archocentrus centrarchus (flier cichlid) is the source of this 5605-nucleotide messenger RNA. Its product is annotated as potassium channel subfamily K member 2. Gene Ontology annotation, biological process: stabilization of membrane potential; potassium ion transmembrane transport. The record is from RefSeq and is a predicted model, not a curated record. Gene Ontology annotation, cellular component: plasma membrane. NCBI's taxonomy places the organism in Eukaryota, Metazoa, Chordata, Actinopteri, Cichliformes, Cichlidae. Gene Ontology annotation, molecular function: potassium ion leak channel activity; outward rectifier potassium channel activity.